AGGGACAGAAGAAAGGGCUGGAAAGAAGAGAGCAGAACACAGAGAGAGACUGACAGAGGAGAGGGUGCGACAGAGAUGACUCUGACGAACAAAGCCUAGACUCGACCACCCUGUCACCGGAACUGCAGCCUUGUGACACAGGACAUCAAAAGGUGUGCUUGCGAAUAAAUGCCGUAAGAUCUGCAAGAGAGCUGCAGGAACACACAAGCGUGCAGAGAAGCUCACAGUGGUCAGUACAAGGGUCAACAACGCUACUGUCUGCUGCAAGGGAUCCAGAACUUUUUUUGCCUACGGACCACAAUUUCAAUUAACCUUUGGAUUAAGGCAUUUACAGAUCAUAAAUAUUUUAUCUUACUCUUACAUCAGCUCAUCUAUAGACAACCCCAGAGGGCAUACAACAGAAAUCUGCAGAUUGCUUUUCCCAUGGCGAGCAUUUGGGUCUCUCAACUGGGAACCAUCUGCAACUCCAAGACUUUGCUCUUGCUGUUUUCCAUCCUGCUACUCCACUGGCCACUCUGUGGACAGAGCAGCCCAAUCUCCAAUACCCAUCAGAGGUAUCGCCCCGCUCCUGGGCUGGGAGACGGGCAUGGGGGGGUGGUGGAUCCAUCACUGCUUGAGCAGGACAACAACAACAUGAACAUGCAGAGCCUGCUGGAGAGCCUAAAGGAACAGUUUCUGCGGACUUUCAACCUGUCUGGCUUGGGUCCUCCUCACCUGGCCCCUGGGAGUGCACGAGAGGAGCCGCCUGAGUACAUGAUGGAGCUUUACAACCGUUUUGCUAAUGACCACACUGCCAUGCCCACUGCCAACAUCAUCCGCAGCUUCAAAAAUGAAGAUUCAUCUCCCAGUGUUGUGGGCGUUGGAGGAGUAAGGCGUCACCCACUCCUCUUCAAUGUGUCAGUUCCCCAUCAUGAACGUGUCACAGCAGCCGAGCUUCGCCUCUACACCCUUGUCCAGACUGACCGCCACCUCUAUGCUGGUGUCGACCGCAAGGUCACUGUCUACGAACUGGAGUUGCAGGUUGGAGACGACAAUGUGACUGAUGAGAACACCAUGAGAGGUGAUGGAUUCAGAGGGGGAGAAGAGCAGAUAGAGCUAGUGGAGUUGGCUUCACGCCAGGUCUACGGCACAGAUAAUGGCUGGGAGGCCUUUGACCUCACUGCUGCUGUUCAACGCUGGCGCAGAUCUGACCGUGGCACCACGCACCAGUUGGAGGUACACAUUGCCAGCAUAGCUGAUGAAGAUAAUGUUCAAAGUAUGAUGAAGGACAACAAAGACAGGAAUCCACCUGAAGGGGACAUGAAGAUUGACACCAGCCCGGAAGAAAAACACAAACCUCUGCUGAUUGUUUUUUCUGAUGACCAAAGUAGCGAUCACCGUGAUGACAAACGCGAGCUGAACGAGAUGAUUGACCAUGAAACCUCUAACAUGGUUCUCCAGAAUGACUUGGGGACGGGCCUGAAUGGGCUGUGGGGGGAGCUGGGGAGGGACAGGGAUGAAAGAGAUGAAGAAGCAGAGCCAGAUGAAGAGGACCUCAUCCAAAUGCGCUCCAAUCUGAUCUACGACACAGCAUCCCGCAUUCGGCGCAAUGCCAAGGGAAACCACUGCAAGAAACAAUCUCUGUACGUAGAGUUCAAGGACAUCGGAUGGGACAGUUGGAUCCUGGCACCCACUGGUUACGAUGCCUUUGAGUGCACUGGCAUUUGUUCCUUCCCGCUGACGAAGCAUGUCACACCCACCAAGCAUGCCAUUGUCCAGACAUUGAUCAACAUCAACAGUCCUCAGAAGACGGCACGAGCUUGUUGCGUGCCCACCAAGCUGGACCCCAUCUCUCUGCUGUACUUGGAUGAUACAGGCGUGGUCACCUACAAGUACAAGUUUGAAGGCAUGGUGGUGGCUGAGUGUGGCUGCAGAUAGUCCAUGCUUUCAGAGAGUUUAACUCUUCAUAAAGUCUUACAACAAGAGAAAAGACAAAGAACUGCAAAUAAGCUAACAAGGGAGGUUAGCCAAAGCUGUCUUCAACAAAGGGACAAUCGUUGGAAUCUCUGUAAGGGUAAUUCAGUGAGACUGGAAGUGCACAUUAACUAUUCAUGAAACUAUGUGUUCUUCAAAUCAAUGACUGUGGACUAAUAUAUGUUUUAAACCACAAAACAGAAAUAAGUUCUCCAUUUAAAGGCAUCAAAAUCAGUUGCCAUCAUUCAGACAGUGGAAAUGCUGCAGAUCUACAGUCAACAUGUUGCCAGUAUUGACGCCAAAUUUUCCAAAAGGACAGACCCCAAAACAUCCUACGGCGUGUGCGGCCUGGUGGGAACCAGUGGGCCAGUUGUCCCCCUCCCUCUCCUUCCCUCUGACAUCUGUCUUCCUCUCCACUUAUCUCUGGCCUCCCCCUCUCAAUGCGAACACUAAUCAGCACUUCAUGUGUUCUGACGCUGUGAAAUGACCACCCCCCCUCCAAUGAGGCAACCUGACAAGACAUGAACUCUCCAGGCCGACCUCUUGCCUCCUGCAGCCUCCUGAUACGUAGGCGCUGUGCUGGGGUCCUAGCGGCAGGGUUAUCAAUCCCAACCUUGUUUCCUACUUCACAUGCCUCUUUUCCACUCCCCCAAGCUACAGCGAUAGCAAGGUGUGGGGGGCUGAGAAACAUGUAUGCCACCACUCAGGCUUGGAGAACUGGACACCGUUUUGGGCAACAUUUGAGGUGGUGGGAUGGGGGAGUGGGACAGGACGCAGGGGGCAGGGGUUGUCCACAUUCCUGGGCAAUAAACAAUCUUAACUGGCUCAACUCACUGACCUAGUAGCAUGUGCCCCUAACAUAUCUCCAACUCAGUUGAGUCAUCCAUCACUUUUAUGGUAAGAAUGGCCUUUUUGGACAGUCAUUACCUGACGGCCAAACUUGAGAGUGGAAAAGGAGGCACCUUGUCACAUUGUCUUUAUGGGUACCCAAAGGAAAUACAGUCACAGAAAUACAGUUUCUUUGUUAAAAAGCCCUUUGAUACCUCUGCUGCUUGUGUCAAAUAAGAGACUAUUUAUUGUUUUAAUUUAUUGAAUUUUACAACAGAGUAGAUAACUAUAUAUGUACAUGUGUAAGUUACUUGGUGUAAAGCUGGUUGUGUAUCCAUGACAAUGCAUUCGCAGCACAAAACUAACUAUGUUGGGAAGAGAAAUGGCAAUGAUUUCUAAAACAAUAAAGAACAAUUAUUUAACAAAUUCUAAAUGGAAAGUCUUCUUAUCUAUAAAUUAAAGGAAUCCUUCAGCCACACAAUAACCAUUUGUACAUAAAUUACAUGACAAGUGUUACCCUGAAUUUGUGAAGAAAACUUUGUUUUAACAGUGAAUGAAGAAUUGUGCGCACAUGCAUUUCUGCUUGUGCAUCGUCCAUGCCUGAGACUAUUUAUGUGAAAGUGUUUUAAUUGGAAAGGUUUUAGCAAAUAUGCAUGUGUUUGGAAAGUACAGAGCAUAUAGCUGAGACGUGGAUUACACUGCUCAAGUUGUGUGAAAGUCUCUAAACAGAUGUUUUGAUUGAGUUUUGUCAGCGAAAUGUCUCAAUUGUUUUGGAUUCUUCUUUCGCUGUGAAAGCAUGUGAGAUAAACAAAGUCCUCCUCAUGAAUUCAACCUAACGAGGGUUUAGUAAAAUAUUCACAAAUGGUUAUUUUGUGGGUGAAGUAUUCAGUUAAUUGUUGAUGCUUAGUGUUUCAGAACAUUUUCUCACCAUCAAAAUUUCUUCAGGAUUACCUCAUAUCAAGACGAGCGUAAAUAUUCUGAGCUAAAAUACCACACUGAUGGUGUUUUCACAGUUAACUGUACAUGAUUUAUUUUUACACAUUACAAUUACCAAUCAAAGCAUCUUUGGUCUGUCAACUUUCCUUUCUAUUAUCUUAGGAAGAUGCUGCUAGACCAAUGAUACAAUGCAUUGCUGACAUUCAGAUCAUUUAGUCCAACAGUAUCAGCUCACAGUUCAUAGUUCAUACUUGACACACAAACAAAGAACCAUGGGAAACUGAGUGGAAGGUCUGCUAAUGAACAAAAUAGAUGGCCUGCUGCCCACAUUGACAGCUUGCAGAUGCAGACAGCUGUGAUGAAAAACCUGUUCGUGAAGAGAAAGUGUGAACAAUAAACAAAGUUCUGGGCUACAGUAUCUCUCUCUGUUCUGUUUUUUUCUGUGAAUGUCAAACAAGAGCCAAAGAGUACUGUGCCAAAGCACAAUGGAGAUGAAUGAAAGCUACAGAUCAGCUUCAUGCUCUGAAAUGUGUAGAAAUUUCUAUUAUUUCUUUGUUGUUGAGAAUGUGUGUCGCCCUUAAAGGUGAGUUGUCUUUGCUCUGUUUGAGUAAUGUCCAACGCUACAGCAGCUGAAUUGAGGUCAAGGAUAAAAAUCAA
Molecule: messenger RNA, 4374 nt
Organism: Epinephelus moara (kelp grouper)
Lineage: Eukaryota; Metazoa; Chordata; Actinopteri; Perciformes; Serranidae
Gene: bmp10
Product: bone morphogenetic protein 10
Exons: 2
Coding region: 424-1917 (497 amino acids)
Biological process (GO): BMP signaling pathway; SMAD protein signal transduction
Cellular component (GO): extracellular region
Molecular function (GO): growth factor activity; cytokine activity
Source: RefSeq, a predicted model, not a curated record